AUAAAAAAAAAUAACAAAAGAAUUAGUAAUAAAAAUUUUUAGGAAAUCUUGAAGAUUUUGUGGGAUAAUGUGCUGUAAACUUGUAAUAAAUUUAAUUUUUAUAUAAGUAUAAUAUUAAUAAGAAAACAUAAAUAAAUAUGGAUUAUAUUAACAAUUUAAAAAAUUUCGGGAAGUACGUACCUAUGUAAAUAAAUACCUACAUAUAUGUAUGUAGCUUCCUAGAUAAACUCAAAUAACUUCUUUUAUAAUGCGGUCGGCCUUGUUUUUGGAGAAAUUAUUUGCCGGUUAAUAAAUGCAAUUUGCGAAUAUUUUAUAUAUCACAAGCAUUAUGAACCAAAACAUACAUUUUCUACAAUGAUGAAAACUACAUUUGAUUUCCAAAAGAGAACGUUAUUAGUUUCCUUUUUUCUUGUAAUUUUAUUUUCGCAUUUAUGGAAUAAUUCCAAUUUUAUAGAUGAAUUGUUAAAAAAAAGGGAAUUAAUGAUUUCAUAUGUCAUUUUAAUGAAAUUAAAUCUGCAUAAGUCAGCUUUAUUGGACGCAGCUGAGUGGAUAAGAUCGGGUUCAGGUGUGGAUUAUGCAUCUGGAAUGGCUUCCAACUACUUUAAUGGCUACAUUCGGUUACAACUUCCCUACAAAGGUGAUGCAAAAAAAGGAAUUAUUGAAAGAUGUGAGGAAUACGAAGGUAAACACGGUGUAACGUUUGCAGCGAAAAAGUUAUUUAUUCUAAUCCCACAAUCUAUGCACAUAGAACCUGCUUUUCAAAGUAAAUUGCUUAAUCGAGCUUUGUCUUUGGAGACUGUUGUAAGACACAGAGCCGGAGUCGAAAGGCCAUUUAAAAAUGAUGUAUAUUCAAUAAUAGCAGAAAGAGUUUUGAUUCUUGACGAGGAUGGAACAAAAAUUAAAGUUAAACAGAAAUAUUAUAUAGCACUUGAGGGGGCUACUCCUAUGCUAAGUUUUUAUGAUUCCUGCGAAAGUAAUGUUACCUCAUCUGAUUUAAUGAAAAAGAUGAAAAGGGAAAUCCUAUUACAAUUUUAUAAAAGCAUUAAAAAAUAUUGCUUAGAAUGUCCAGAAACGCAAAACGAAGUGGAUUUCAUAUAUUACAACGAUUGCGAACCUGACAGAAGUCGUAAAGAUAUAGGUGAAGUUGUAAGGAAGUAUCUUGAAGAUAAAGUUAUAAAUAGCAAUUAAAAUAAAUUAGCUUGUGAUAAUAAAUUUCAAAGUUAAGAUUAAUUAUUGUAGCCAUUAUUAUUAUAAUCAAAAAAAAAAUCACAAAUCUUUUUUUUCA
Messenger RNA from Condylostylus longicornis, 1285 nucleotides. Its product is annotated as stimulator of interferon genes protein homolog. The transcript has 6 exons. Gene Ontology annotation, molecular function: cyclic-di-GMP binding; 2',3'-cyclic GMP-AMP binding. Gene Ontology annotation, cellular component: autophagosome; endoplasmic reticulum membrane. Lineage: Eukaryota; Metazoa; Arthropoda; Insecta; Diptera; Dolichopodidae. The coding region runs from base 355 to 1188 and encodes 277 amino acids. The record is from RefSeq and is a predicted model, not a curated record. Gene Ontology annotation, biological process: autophagosome assembly; reticulophagy; positive regulation of type I interferon production.